UCUUUACUGUCUUUAUUUUAGAUAUGAUGGAAGUGAAAGAGGAGAGUCAAGCUGAAGUGGAUGAGAAACAUCAGAUUGUAAAAAUAAACCAUAAUGUUUCACAGAAAGAAACUCUGAAGACAGAAGACAUAAAGUGUGAAAAUAGUUUCAGUGAAGAUGAAAGCCCUGAAGAUCACAAGAGGACUCACAGUGAGGAGAAACCUUUCACAUGUCAACAAUGUGGAAAGAGUUUCAGAAGAAAAGAUCACCUUAAAACACACAUGAGGAUUCACACUGGAGAGAAACCACACGCAUGCCAUCACUGUGAAAAGAGUUUUACAACUGCAAGUGUUCUUAACAGACACAUGAGAAUUCACACCAGAAAGAAACCUUACACUUGUCAACAAUGUGGAAAGAGUUUCAAAGUUGAAUCUAGCCUUAAGAUACACACAAGAAUUCACACUGGAGAGAAAUCUUACACGUGUCAACUAUGCAGAAAGAGUUUCACCUUUCAAUCAGGCCUUAUACAGCACGUGAAAACUCACAGUGGGGAAAAGCCACACGCAUGCCAGCAUUGUGACAAGAGUUUCACAACUGCAGGUACACUUAAGAUACAUUUGAGAAUUCACACUGGAGAGAAACCUUACACGUGUCAACAGUGUGGAAAGAGUUUCUCAUUUAUAUUGAGCCUUAAGAUACAUGCAAGAAUUCACACUGGAGAGAAACCGUUCACAUGCCAUGAGUGUAAAAAAUGUUUCGGAAGUAAAAGUAACCUUGCAACACACAUGAAAAUUCACAAUGGACAGAAACCUCACGUGUGUCUUCAGUGUGGAACGAGUUUCAGUUUGAAGCAUCACCUUAAGAGACACAUGAUGAUUCACAGCGAAAAGAAACCUCACGCAUGUCUUCAGUGUGAAAAGAGUUUCAUGUAUAAACAUGGACUUGAGACUCACAUGAGAAAUCACACUGGAGAGAGACCAUACGUGUGUCAACAGUGUGGAAAGAGUUUCGGGACAAAAACAAACCUUAAUGCACAUUUGAUCACUCACACUAAAGAGAAACCGUUCACAUGCCAUGAGUGUAAAAAGAGUUUCAAAACAAAAGCUGCCCUUAAAAAACACGCAAAAUUUCACACUCAAUAGAAAUCAUUCAUGUGCAGGGCCGGAGUGCGACUCAUUUUCAGCCCUGGAGUUUUAUGCCUUAGACCGGCCCAAUUUAGUUCACGACUGACUAUAAUAUCAGUGACUAUAUAGCUGUAAUAUCUAUAAUAUCAGUGACUAUAUAGCUGUAAUAUCUAUAAUAUCAGUGACUAUAUAGCUGUAAUAUCUAUAAUAUCAGUGACUAUAUAGCUGUAGUAUCUAUAAUAUAACUGACUGAUAUAAUAUCAUUACAUGCUCAGUAGUAUACAGUAUAAGUCUGCAAUGGUGCACCGUUCUCUGCAGCCUUGCAAUUCAUUGUAUUUUUCAAAUAUAUCAUUUCCAGUUCAAUGCAAAUACGAUUUUUGCCAUAAUCGUGUGGCCCCAUAGUUUAUAAACUUAUUCAAAAACUAAAUGAAUACAUAACUAAAUACAUAGAAAAAAGAGAGAGAGAAAGAAAAAAGUAGAGAACAACACAUGAGGGAUGUAAUACAUUUUAUUGCCGUGGCAAAAAUAAUUUGUAAUAAAUAUAUUUUAGCUCUACCCUCAAAGCCCUCUGGGCGCACACUCAGAUGGGCAAUUCUAGGGUCUUCUGGGAUUUCAAAAUGGAAGAUUUGGGCAUCAAAUAUAUCUUUCAAGUAAUUUCUUAAUUUUGGACAUGACCAUAAAAUAUGGGUGUGGUUGCCAACAUGCUGGCCACAGUUUCUCCAGCACUUUCUGAGCACGAAGGAUUCCAUUUUGAAAUUAUCUGUGGAGUUCGGAAAAAUCUGGUUAUUAUCUUCCAUUUGAAUUCCCUCCAAUUAUUAGAGUUGGUCACAAGGUGUACCCCACUGCAUACUUUCUCCCAAGUUUCCAGAGGAACUGUUUCGUUCAUUUCUGCCUCCCAUUUCUCCUUUAUAUGUAAUGUAUUAUUUGGGUUCUUCAAUAGAAAUAAUAGAUAUACUCUAGAAAUUAUAUUUUUGAUUGCAUGUCCAUUUUGUAUUUCUUUGAAAAGCAAUUCUACUGGAGAGGGUUUUUUCAUGAUUUUGUUGUAAGGAAAUGUCUCAAUUGUAAGUAUCUAAAAAAUUCAGACCUUGGGAGUGUAAAUUCUUUUCUAAUCUGGUCAAAUGAUUUAAGUGUGUCACUGUGAAAUAAUUGGUGAAGAUAAUUAAGUCCAUAUUGAGACCACUUUUUGAAACCCACAUCUGUCGAGAUGGUGGGGAGUCUUUGAGAUAUCCAAUACUUGCUGCUGAUGAAAUUUUAUUGGACAGACUACAUGAGGUUUGACCAAAUUAUGUUGAUUUUUAAAAGUCAUAUAAGCACCCCGCAAUCAAAUGUGCUGCUACAUCAUGCACAUUUUUG
Molecule: messenger RNA, 2456 nt
Organism: Misgurnus anguillicaudatus (oriental weatherfish)
Lineage: Eukaryota; Metazoa; Chordata; Actinopteri; Cypriniformes; Cobitidae
Source: RefSeq, a predicted model, not a curated record